AUGAAUCGUAACCCAAAUUUAAUGAAGCACAAAUCAAACAUGCUUGGUAUUCAGACAAAGAUUAAGGUCUUGCCUCCAUCUCAAGUCGAGGCCGGAAAUAAAAUAUUUGAAAUGUUACAAGAAGCAAAUAUGAAGAAAGAUGGUUGCUAUACAAAGGAUGAGAUCAAGAAAGUUCUAAAAAGUUUAGGUUUCUACUUCCCUGGAUUGAAAGCAGACCGUUGUAUGAAGAAAUUUGAUGUCAACAAUGAUGGCACAAUCAGUGAUACUGAAAUUGACGAAUUCGUUAGUUAUCUUCUAAAUUAG
Messenger RNA from Lathyrus sativus (Indian pea), 303 nucleotides. The record is from the annotation of a GenBank genome assembly. Lineage: Eukaryota; Viridiplantae; Streptophyta; Magnoliopsida; Fabales; Fabaceae.